Aspergillus lentulus is the source of this 1431-nucleotide messenger RNA. The record is from RefSeq and is a predicted model, not a curated record. Lineage: Eukaryota; Fungi; Ascomycota; Eurotiomycetes; Eurotiales; Aspergillaceae.
AUGCUAGGUCUUUCUCUCGUCCUAGCUGCCUGCGUGGCAGUCACGCAGGCGUCAUCUGGCUACCCCGUGGCGCGCGACACCUCGGGCACCUGUUCCGGUGUGCAUGCUCGCGUGUCUCCUCCCGCUGGAGCGAUUGUGGUGGACAACAGCGCGAACCCUCACCCAGGGUCUCAUGCGACUGUGCAGGCCGGUGUCGACGCGCUCAACACCACAACGGCCGAUCCCCAGCAGCUGUUCAUCUUUCCCGGCACCUACACCGAGCAGGUCUACAUCCCGCGCCUGACGUCAAACCUGACGGUGCAGGGAUACACCUGCAACACCAAAAGCUACCAGCACAACAAGGUCACCAUUACGUACAACCUGGCCCUGAUCAACACCACCAGCGACGACCUGACCGCCACUCUGCGCCAGUGGAACCCCAACACCAAGAUCUACAACCUCAACAUCGUCAACUCGUUCGGCCAUAUCCCCCAAAACGGGCAGAACCUGGCAGUCUCUGCCGAGGCGGACGGCCAGGCAUACUAUGCCUGUCAGCUGAUCGGAUACCAGGACACACUGCUGGCCGAGACGGGCCGCCAGCUGUACGCCAAAAGCCUCAUCGUUGGCGCAGUGGACUUUAUCUUCGGGCAGAAGGCGCUGGCCUGGCUCGAGAGCAUCGACAUCCGCACUAUUGCCAGUGGCAGCAUCACCGCGUCCGGCCGCGACAGCGACUCCAAUCCGUCCUGGUACGUAAUCAGCCGGUCCAACGUCUCCGCGAUCAACAACACCAUUCCCGCGGGGAUCAGCUACCUCGGCCGUCCGUGGCGGGACUAUGCUCGGGUUGUCUUCCAGGAAACUUACCUAGGGAACAACAUCGCUGCCGCUGGCUGGUCGCAGUGGUCCACGAGCACCCCGAACACGGACCAUGUCACGUUUGCCGAGUAUAAGAACUACGGACCGGGCUCUGUGUCGCAGGAGGGACCGCGCGCCAACUUCAGCCAGCAGUUGACUGCGCCGAUCUCAAUCCGGUCUAUCCUGGGAGAGAUGUUUCAGGAUGAGUGCCUCAAGCCCGAGGCGACCUGCACCCUGCACAUCCUACUCGCCAGAUCUAUCGGGUCUGUGGGAGGGAAGAGCAAUAAUAACGCGACGAACAUACUGUUCUCCAACUCCGCAAUCUACAACUCGCAAAACGGCUGCCGCAUCAAAACCAACUACAGCAUCACCGGCUACAUCGCCAACAUCACCUACUCGAACAUCAGCGUCCAAAACACCUCGGUCUACGGCGUCGACGUCCAGCAGGAUUGCCUCAAUGGCGGUCCGACGGGGUGCCCGUCCAACGGUGCGCUGAUUGAAAAUGUGAGCUUCCGGAAUGUCGUCGGCACGGCUGGCGCAAAUGUUAGCGACUAUUAUGUUCUCUGUGGGGAGUGGUCGUGUCGGGGUUUUCCAAUUUGA